CAAGCCCGGGAGGCGCAGAAGCAGCUGCGGCCGCGCCCUAGUCCGAGUCCGUGCAUCCGCCCAGCCCGGUCCCGCCCGCGGGCGUCAGGGCUCCCGAGGAUGGAGGAUUCCCGGGAGACAUCGCCAUCCUCCAACAACUCCUCCGAAGAGCUCAGCUCUGCCCUGCAGCUGUCCAAGGGCAUGUCGAUCUUCCUCGACAUACUGAGGCGAGCAGACAAAAAUGAUGAUGGAAAAUUAUCCUUUGAAGAAUUCAAAGCAUAUUUUGCAGAUGGUGUUCUCAGUGGAGAAGAAUUACAUGAACUCUUCCAUACCAUUGAUACACACAACACUAACAAUCUUGACACAGAGGAGCUAUGUGAAUAUUUUUCUCAGCACUUGGGCGAGUAUGAGAACGUGCUAGCAGCACUGGAAGACCUGAAUCUCUCCAUCCUGAAGGCAAUGGGAAAAACAAAGAAAGACUAUCAAGAAGCUUCCAAUUUGGAACAAUUUGUGACUCGAUUUCUGUUGAAGGAGACAUUGAAUCAGCUGCAGUCUCUCCAGAAUUCCCUGGAAUGUGCCAUGGAAACUACCGAGGAGCAAACACGUCAAGAAAGGCAAGGGCCAGCCAAGCCAGAAGUCCUGUCCAUUCAGUGGCCUGGCAAGCGAUCCAGCCGUCGGGUCCAGAGACACAACAGCUUCUCCCCCAACAGCCCUCAGUUUAAUGUCAGCGGUCCAGGCUUGCUAGAAGAAGACAACCAGUGGAUGACCCAGAUCAACAGACUCCAGAAAUUAAUCGAUAGACUGGAAAAGAAGGAUCUCAAACUGGAACCACUGGAAGAAGAAAUUAUUGACGGGAAUACUAAAUCUCAUAUCAUGCUCGUGCAGCGUCAGAUGUCUGUGAUAGAAGAGGAUUUGGAAGAAUUCCAGCUGGCUCUGAAACACUACGUGGAGAGUGCUUCCGCCCAGAGUGGCUGCUUGCGUAUUUCUAUACAGAAGCUUUCAAAUGAACCCCGCUAUAUGAUUUAUGAGUUUUGGGAGAACAGUAGCAUGUGGAAUAGCCACCUUCAGACGAAUUAUAGCAAGACAUUCCAAAGAAGUAACGUGGAUUUCUUGGAAACUCCGGAACUCACAUCUACUAUGCUAGUUCCUGCUUCAUGGUGGGUCCUGAACAACAACUAG
Messenger RNA from Marmota flaviventris (yellow-bellied marmot), 1158 nucleotides. RefSeq names its product N-terminal EF-hand calcium binding protein 1 (gene Necab1). Gene Ontology annotation, biological process: regulation of amyloid precursor protein biosynthetic process. Gene Ontology annotation, molecular function: calcium ion binding. The record is from RefSeq and is a predicted model, not a curated record. Gene Ontology annotation, cellular component: cytoplasm. Lineage: Eukaryota; Metazoa; Chordata; Mammalia; Rodentia; Sciuridae.